Messenger RNA from Myotis brandtii (Brandt's bat), 4468 nucleotides. It is a transcript of the gene PLXNB2, whose product is annotated as plexin B2. The transcript has 30 exons. Gene Ontology annotation, cellular component: semaphorin receptor complex. Lineage: Eukaryota; Metazoa; Chordata; Mammalia; Chiroptera; Vespertilionidae. Gene Ontology annotation, molecular function: protein binding; semaphorin receptor activity. The record is from RefSeq and is a predicted model, not a curated record. Gene Ontology annotation, biological process: regulation of GTPase activity; semaphorin-plexin signaling pathway involved in axon guidance; negative regulation of cell adhesion.
AGAAUCUUGAUGCCAGCCGGGAGCAGAGACUGAGCUGGACCACUGGAGCCUGGGGGCCCGGGGGUGAUGGCUCUGCAGCUCUGGGCCCUGACCCUCCUGGGCCUGCUGGGCACGGGCUCGGGGCUGCGGCCCCGGAAGCUGGACUCCUUCCAAAGCAAGACGGAGCUGAACCACCUGGUGGUGGACGAGGCGUCGGGCGUGGUGUACGUCGGGGCGGUGAACGCGCUCUACCAGCUGAGCGCCGACCUGCAGCUGGAGCAGAAGGUGGACACGGGCCCGGCCCUGGACAACAAGAAGUGCACGCCGCCCAUCGAGAUCAGCCAGUGCCAUGAGGCCGUGCCCACCGACAACGUCAACCAGCUGCUGCUGCUGGACCCGCCGGGCCAGCGCCUGGUGGAGUGCGGCAGCCUCUUCAAGGGCAUCUGCGCCCUGCGCGCCCUCAGCAACAUCUCCACGCGCCUCUUCUACGAGGACAGCAGCGGCGAGCGGUCCUUCGUGGCCAGCAACGACGAGAGCGGAACGGCACCCUCACGCACCUGCCUGCUGCCGCAGGCGUACCUGGCCCCCGACGGCAGCUCCGUGGAGUACGGCUCCAUCCUGGUGGAGAUCAACAAGAGGGUCAAGCAGGACCUGGUGCUGUCCGCCGACCAGGCCAGUUUGUACGCCAUGACCCAGGACAAGGCGUUCCGGCUUCCUGUGCAGGAGUGCUCGAGCUACCUCAACUGCAAACAGUGCCUCGGCUCCCGGGACCCCUACUGUGGCUGGUGCAUCGUCAAGGGGCGAUGCAGCAGGAAGGCCGAGUGCCCACGGGCCGAGGAGAGCGGGCACUGGCUGUGGAGCCGCGAGGAGUCCUGUGUGACCAUCACGGGGGCCCAGCCCCAGAACAUGAGCCGGCGGGCCCAGGGGGAGGUGCAGCUGACCGUCAGCCCGCUCCCGGCCCUGGGCGAGGACAAGCUGCUGUGCCUCUUCGGGGACUCUCCGGCACACCCUGCCCGCGUGGAGGGGGACGCCGUGGUGUGCAACUCCCCGAGCAACAUCCCCAGCACGCCGUCGGGCCAGGACCAUGUGGCCGUGGAGAUCCAGCUCAGGUUCAUGCACAGCGAUGUCUUCCUCACCUCCCACCAGUACCCCUUCUACGACUGCAGCGAGGCCAUGAAGCUGGAGAAGAACCUGCCGUGCAUCUCCUGUGCCAGCAACCGCUGGACCUGCCAGUGGCACAUGCGCUACCAUGAGUGUCGGGAGGCCUCGCCCAACCCUGAAGACGGCGUUGUGCCCGCUCACAUGGAGGACAGCUGCCCCCAGUUCCUGAACCCCAGCCCGCUGGUCAUCCCCAUGGACUACGAGACAGAUGUGACCUUCCAGGGCGAGAACCUGGACGCAGUGAAGGUCUCCUCCCUGCACGUGGGCAGUGACCUCCCCAAGUUCGAGGUGCUGGUGAACACGCAGGAGUCGGGAACCUUCCACUUUCGGACCCCGAAGCUGUCCCACGACGAGAACGAAACGCUGCCCCUGCACCUGUACGCCAAGUCCUACGGCAAAUACAUUGACAGCAAGCUCCAAGUGACCCUCUAUAACUGCUCCUUCGGCCGCAGCGACUGCAGCCUGUGCCUGGCCGCCGACCCCGCCUACAAGUGCGUGUGGUGUGGCGGGCAGGGCAGGUGUGUGUACGAGGCCCUCUCCUGCCCAACCCGGCUCUGCCCAUUUCAGAUCCAGCCGGAGACAGGCCCCCUGGGCGGCGGCAUUCGCGUCACGAUCCUCGGGUCGAAUCUGGGGGUCAGGGCGGACGACGUCAAGAGCGUCACCGUGGCUGGCAAGAUUUGCACCUUUGAGCCGGAACGGUACUCCGUGUCCACCAGGAUCGUGUGUGCCAUCGAGGCCGCGGAGGCGCCCUUCACGGGGGGCGUGGAGGUGGACAUCAACGGGAAGCGUGGCCACUCUCCACCCCACAUCCAGUUCACCUACCAGGAGCCCCAGCCCCUCAGCGUGGAGCCGAGGGAGGGGCCGCAGGCAGGCGGCACCACGCUGGCCAUCAACGGCACCAACCUGGACACGGGCUCUAAGGAAGACGUGCGCGUGACCAUUGGUGGUGUCCCUUGCAAUGUGACGCAGUUUGGGGCGCAGCUCCAGUGUGUCACGGGCCCCCAGGCAGCCCCGGGGCAGCUGUCCUUGGAGAUCUACUACGGGGGCUCACUGGUGCCCAGCUCCGGGAUCACCUUCACCUACCGCGAGAACCCCGUGCUGCGGGCCUUCGAGCCCCUGCGAAGCUUCGCCAGUGGCGGCCGCAGCAUCAACGUGACCGGGCAGGGCUUCGGCCUGAUCCAGAACUUCUCCAUGGUGGUCAUCGCCGAGCCUCUGCAGGAGGGGCCUGUCCCCGUGGCCUGACAGACAGCCCUCGGCCUGCAGAUCGUGGGCACGGAGUACACGCGCCACAACGACUCCAGGGUUGUGUUCCUGUCCCCGGCCGUGCCCGAGGACCCCGAGGCCUACAACCUCACGGCGCUCAUUCAGAUGGACGGGCACCGUGUCCUGCUCAGGACCGAGGCCGGGGCCUUUGAGUACGUGGCCGAUCCCACCUUCAAGAACUUCACCGGGGGCGUCAAGAAGCAGGUCAACAAGCUCAUCCACGCCCAGGGCACCAACCUGAACAAGGCGAUGACGCUGCAUGAGGCCGAGGCCUUCGUGGGGGCGGAGCGCUGCGUCAUGAAGACGCUGACCGAGACCGACCUGUACUGCGAGCCCCCGGAGGUGCAGCCGCCCCCGAAGCGGCGGCAGAAGCGAGACACCACACUCAACCUGCCCGAGUUCAUUGUGAAGUUCGGCUCCCGGGAGUGGGUGCUGGGCCGCGUGGAGUAUGACAGUCGUGUGAGCGAGGUGCCGCUCAGCGUCAUCCUGCCGCUGGUCAUGGUGCCCAUGGUCAUCAUCAUCGUCCUGUCUGUCUACUGCUACUGGGUCACCGGCGCUGUCCCCCCAGACCUGAUGAUCGAGAUGGAGGACCAGACGAAUGACGUGCACGAGGCCGGCAUCCCGGUGCUGGACUACAAGACCUACACGGACCGCGUCUUCUUCCUGCCGUCCAAGGACGGCGACAAGGACGUGAUGAUCACGGGCAAGCUGGACAUCCCCGAGUCGCGGCGGCCCGUGGUGGAGCAGGCGCUGUACCAGUUCUCCAACCUGCUCAACAGCAAGUCCUUCCUCAUCAACGUGAGUGGCGGGGCGGCCAUGGGGGGCGGUUGGGCGGGACGGCCGGUGGAAGCGCGUCAACACGCUCAUGCACUACAGCCAGCCGGCCGGCAGGCAGGCACUACAGGGCCCCUGGGUACCAGGCCUGUCUGCACCCCCAGGUCAGAGACGGUGGUGGAGAGGAUGCUGUCCAACUGGAUGUCCAUCUGCCUGUACCAGUACCUCAAGGACAGCGCCGGCGAGCCUCUCUACAAGCUCUUCAAGGCCAUCAAGCACCAGGUGGAGAAGGGCCCGGUGGACGCCGUGCAGAAGAAGGCCAAGUACACCCUCAACGACACGGGGCUGCUGGGGGACGACGUGGAGUAUGCGCCCCUGACGGUGAGCGUGAUCGUCCAGGACGAAGGAGUGGACGCCAUCCCCGUCAAGGUGCUCAACUGCGACACCAUCUCCCAGGUCAAGGAGAAGAUCAUCGACCAGGUGUACCGCACGCAGCCGUGCUCCCGCUGGCCCAAGGCGGACAGCGUGGUCCUGGGUGAGCCCUCUGCCCUGGGGGUCCGGGACGGAGCCACGCUCAUCCUGUCCAAAGUGGGGGUCUCGCAGCAGCCGGAGGACAGCCAGCAGGACCUGCCUGGGGAGCGUGAGUCCCUUCCUCGUGCCUGUUUUUUGUUGUUUUUUAACGUAGCCCCUCACCCGUUCUCGCUCUGCCGCAGUUUACCGCUCCGGUUCUGGGUGAACAUCCUCAAGAACCCCCACUUCAUCUUUGACGUGCACGUCCACGAGGUGGUCGACGCCUCGCUGUCCGUCAUCGCGCAGACCUUCAUGGACGCCUGCACGCGCACGGAGCACAAGCUGAGCCGGGACUCGCCCAGCAACAAGCUGCUCUACGCCAAGGAGAUCUCUACCUACAAGAAGAUGGUGGAGGAUUACUACAAGGGGAUCAGACAGAUGGUGCAGGUCAGCGACCAGGACAUGAACACACACCUGGCGGAGAUUUCCCGGGCGCACACGGACUCCCUGAACACCCUCGUGGCCCUGCACCAGCUCUACCAGUACACGCAGAAGUACUACGACGAGAUCAUCAACGCCCUGGAGGAGGACCCUGCCGCCCAGAAGAUGCAGCUGGCCUACCGCCUGCAGCAGAUCGCCGCGGCCCUCGAGAACAAGGUCACUGACCUCUGACCUCCGGCACCCCGGUCCCGAGGCACAGGUGUGUGAUGCCCAGUGCCGGCACUGGGCGGCCCCUGGGGAAGGAGGCCGAAGCCAGCGGUGGGCCAGCCCUCCUCUCUCC